Racocetra persica is the source of this 133-nucleotide messenger RNA. The record is from the annotation of a GenBank genome assembly. Lineage: Eukaryota; Fungi; Glomeromycota; Glomeromycetes; Diversisporales; Gigasporaceae.
GAAAAGCAACAAUACCAGGAAAAGAGAUCAGAAUCAAUGCUACCAGAAAAAGCAAUGAUACCAGAAAAGGUGAUGAUAUCAGGAAAAGCAACGAUAUCAGGAAAAGAGAUUAUAAUCAAUGCUAUCAGAAAAA